Dermatophagoides farinae (American house dust mite) is the source of this 2239-nucleotide messenger RNA. RefSeq names its product ribonuclease Z, mitochondrial. Gene Ontology annotation, molecular function: 3'-tRNA processing endoribonuclease activity. Lineage: Eukaryota; Metazoa; Arthropoda; Arachnida; Sarcoptiformes; Pyroglyphidae. Gene Ontology annotation, cellular component: mitochondrion. The record is from RefSeq and is a predicted model, not a curated record. Gene Ontology annotation, biological process: mitochondrial tRNA 3'-end processing.
UUCAUUUGUUUUUGUUUUUGGGUUCAAAAUGUUUUUCAGUUUGACCACCAUCAGAAGAACAUUUAUUCGCCCACUAUGGACAAUUACAGAUUUUCGUUAUUUGUCACAUUUAUUGAAAAAUAAUGUGACAACAAAUGUCCAUAAUAAUGAUGAUAAUGUAUCAUUGUGUGUUGUUGGCAAUGGUGCCGAUGGAAAUCCACGUUCAUUAUUUCUUGAUUAUAAUGAUCAUAUUUUUAUGUUCAAUUGUGGUGAAGGUCUUCAACGUUCAAUAUGUGAUUUAGGUUUUAAACCAUCGAAAAUUGAUACAUUUUUUUCCACUUCAAAUAGAUGGCAUAAUUACAGUGGCAUGACUUCAUUGUUACUUGCACGUUAUGAUUCUGGUUCUAGACAUUUAAACAUUAACAAUGCUGAUUUAAAUCAAACAUUCAUACAAUAUUGUACGGUAUUUGAUACAAAAUUAAAACGGCUAAAAUAUAACUAUUUUGAUGAUAAGAAUUUUGUAUAUGAAAAUCUUUCCAUUCAAAUUGUUCCCAUCGUGUUUGGUAAUAUAAAAACAGCCAUAUAUCUUGGUACAUUACGAGCACAACGAGGUAGAAUAAAUUUGGAAAAAUGUUUUCAUCAAAAAGUUCCACGUAAUCUGGUAACUGAAUUGGAACAGAAUCAAUGUGUUCAAAAUCAAUAUGGCCAAAUUAUUCAUCCAUCCGAUGUAAGUGAUCCAGAUAGACCGGAACAAAAUUUUUUAAUAUUCGAAUGUAUUGAUAAAAAUUAUUUGGAACAUUUGUCCGUAAACAAAGUGAUCAAUGAAUUCAUACCAAAAUGCAAUGUUAUGGUUCAUUUUACCAAUGAUUUGAAUUUACAAGAAAAAUCGUAUGAUAAUUUUUUCAAACAACAUCAUUCUAGUCAUCAUUUAUUGAUUACCAAUAGCAAUCCAUCAUUUAAUCUUCGUUCAAAUUAUCGAUUUCAACUUCAAUUGAAUCAACUGGAUUCUUGUCUGUUUCCGUGUUUACGAAAUACGGAACAAUCACCCACUAUUAGUGUAUCGAAUAAUAAUAAUGAUAAUAAUGUAAUCUAUUCACCAACCGGUAUCAAAUAUAUAUUUCGUUCAUCAACAACAACAGAAAUGUCGGAAAUAAAUACGGACUGUGUUCCACAAUUACCUACCAUUGUUGAUGCACUUCAACACAAAGAUGGAUCAGAACGUGAUGGAAUUGAAGAAUCAAUUGAAAAUCUUCGUAAAAAACAAUCAUCUAUAACAAAUCAUUCACGACUAUGGAAUCAUAAAUAUCCAGAAUUUUUAUUUCUUGGUACCGCUUCAUCGCAUCCAUUACCUAUACGUAAUGUUUCCGGAAUUUUAGUCAAUAUUGAUGAAGAAAAUUCCAUUCUAUUUGAUUGUGGUGAAAAUACUUAUGGACAAUUGUUGAAUUUUUAUGGCCAAAACAGUGUUGCAAAAAUUUUGUCCAAAAUUAAAACAAUAUUCAUAUCACAUCAUCAUUCAGAUCAUCAUUUAGGUUUGAUUAAUUUAUUGAAAAAACGUAAUCAAUUAUGUCAAUCAAACAAUAUGAACAAAUUAUGGAUUCUAUUACCACCAAUGGUACAUCAAUUUAUACAAAAUUCAAAAAUUAUAAAUUUAAAUCAUAAUAACCAUUAUAAUGUGGUUAGAAAUCAAUUUUUUCAUCAAUUUCGUUCGAAUAUAAUGAAAACAUUACAGAUUCAACAAAUGGAUCUAAUACCUGUGGAUCAUUGUGCAUAUGCUUUUGCCAUUGGUAUCACUGAUAAACGUGGAUUUAAAUUCAUUUAUUCUGGUGAUACAAAACCAUGUGAUCGUCUUAUAAAAUAUGGCCAUAAUAAUUGUCAUCUAUUGAUACAUGAAGCAACAGUUGAAGAUGGUCUGCAUAAAUUUGCCCAAACAAAUUUUCAUUCAACAAUAUCUGAAGCAAUCAAUGUUGGCCAUAAAAUGCAAGCAAAAUUUACAUUAUUAACACAUUUUAGUCAACGAUAUGGUAAAUUACCAUUAUUACCAAUGGAACAGCUGAACAAUGAUGAUAACAUUGGUUUAGCAUUUGAUAAUAUGAUCAUAUCAGCCGAUCAAUUACAUAGAAUACCAUUAUUAUAUGAUACAUUGAAAUGUAUGUAUUCUAAACAUAUUGAUCGUAUACAAUAUCGAACUGAUCUUUAUGAAAGAAAAUUUAAUGCUCAUUCAUCAUCAUCAUCAUCAUCAUUGAUUUGAUGGCUGAUAAAC